Messenger RNA from Thalassophryne amazonica, 2513 nucleotides. Its product is annotated as transmembrane protein 60-like. Lineage: Eukaryota; Metazoa; Chordata; Actinopteri; Batrachoidiformes; Batrachoididae. The record is from RefSeq and is a predicted model, not a curated record. The transcript is spliced from 3 exons. Bases 277 to 678 code for a protein of 133 amino acids.
GAGGGGCGGGACUAACACGUAUAACGGACAACCAAAUUCCCUGCUGCCUGUCUCCGUUAUUGGGUAUAAUUAAUAUUACGAAAUAUCGUCAAAAAUGUCUAGAAUUUUAGCGUUUUAACUUACAAGGGGAGGAAAAUGCUGCUCGCCCAUCAACAAAUCCACUGACGCUAUUGUUGACUACAAACAUAUAUACGUGUUUGUGGAACACAAAUUUUCCUCAUCUUCUGUCUGCAUCGAGACGCUGCUCCAUCGACAGUCUGUCCGACGUUCAGCAUCAUGUCUUUGGCUCAGAGGGUUUUGCUAACUUGGGUCUUCACUCUGGUCUUCCUGAUUAUGUUGGUCCUCAAACUGGAUGGGAAGGUGCAGUGGAAUUGGUUCCUCAUCUUCCUCCCAGUUUGGAUUUUUGACGGGAUCCUUAUUCUCAUGCUCGCCAUUAAGAUGGCAGGGCGCUGCAAGCCCGGGUACGAUGCUCGCAACGGCUCCCCGGAUCUGCGUCUGCGCUCCUGGUACCUGAUGGCCAUAAUGCUCAAGCUGGGAUUCUGCCUGACUCUGUGCGCCAAGCUGGAGAAACUGGCUGAUGUCAAGCUGACAUUUGUGUGCAUCCCACUGUGGACCAUGCUGCUGGGAGCACUGGUGGAGCUGGGACUCAAUAUCUUCCCAGAGAGGAGAGAGGCCUGAGGAGGAGGAGAAAAAUAAAUAAACAGGUGUGCAAAAAUGAUCAGGCUUAGGAAGACGUCCUCAGACCUCCCUGGAAUGUUCCAACUGAGCAUCAGCAGCAGCACAGUACCAGAAACUAAUCGCUCAUAAAUCCACUGGAGUCCAGCUCUAGUUUUAAGAGAGAAAAAAAACUAGGUCAGGAGAGAAUCUGCUGCUCUCGUGGGAUGUAUAAUGCUAGUGUGGAAGAGACAUGUACAGUAAGACAAUAUCGCACAGUGACAGCACCUCAAUGAUCUGCCUGUACCGAUGUCACUGAUGUCAGAGCGGGUCCAGGUACUGUCUGUGUGCCUGUGUCUGUGUGUGAACAAGAUAUUUGGACUAAAACUUUGUGCAUCAGGAUGGAAGUUGCUCCACAGUGUAACCUCGCUAAAGUCCAAUCCCAUCUAAAACGAAGGGAAAGGGUGAUGCGAUAGUGCGACGGGAGAGUAUUAGGCUAGUUCACCUAAGACUUGGGACAAGUAUGACAUUGGGAGUGUUCCAUUUCCAAUUGUGGCCACCAGGGGGCAAAGUCUUUAAACCUUGUGUAUGUGAUUUUUUGACAGACUUUGUGUCAAAGUGAAACUUAGUACAAAAAGGCACUUUGCUAAGACGUCAUACAAGUUUGAUUUGUUUCAGUUCUACUUGUGGCCACCAGAGGGCCGAGUGUCUUUAAUAUUGUUUACGUGGUAUCUUGACAAACACUUUGUGUAUCAAAGUGAAACUUGGUACACAGGGUCACCUUAUUGUUUGGACAGGUUUGACAUUGUGUUUUGAUUCUACCUGUGUCCACCAGGACACAGAGUCUGUUUGAAGGUGUAACUUGGUAGACAAGGUCACCUCACCAAGACUGGUCCAGUUAAAUGGCAGUCUCUUUGGCCUUGUGUAUGUGAUAUCUUGACAAGGGCUUUGCGUGCCAAGGUGAAACUGUACACAAACCUGCCUCAAUGUUGGGUGUGUGUAAGUUCUAACUGAGGCCACCAGGGGGCAUAGGGCUCUUAAACCUAGUGUAUGCUUUGUAAGUGCUGCCAGAAGGACUUGGCGGAUUCUGAUGAAAAUUUGCUGCUGAAGAAUAAGCUUUGAAACCUUGCAUAAGUUUGAGGGUGGACUCGAUGACAGUUUAUGCUCAGUAUCGCCCUUGUUUAAAUUAUAAGUUAACUUUACACUUAAUAUCACAUUAAAGGACUGCAAUCAUUUAUUGUACUUUAUUAUUCAUUUAAUUGCACUGUUGGAGAGGAAAAUAUAUUAAAUAAAGCACAUAUUGCAGAUUGUGCUGCACUAAUGUAGCCCUUUUGUCAAACAGUAGUGACACGAAUUGAUGUAGUAAACAGUAAAGUGUUUAACACUGUAGGGGAAAAACUGCAGGGACCUGACCUAGAAUACACCCACACAUCUGUGUGCCCUUUUAGGGACACCAGCUCCUCUGAUGUGCAAAAUCCAUCUCAGUCUCUCUGUUAGCAUACUUUUGUGGUGUUUAUCUGCAGUCUUGGGCAAGCUUACUGAUGGAUUUGGGUUUUGCAGUGCAUGAAACAAAAAUAGUGCAGCUCUGCUGGUGGCGGCGUCUGCAAAAGGCAGAAGUGAGAAACAGACUAAACUUCCCAAAUGUUCCACAUCUGCCUAAGCCCUAUUGGAAAGGUUAUUACAGUUUUUUAAACAAGUGUAGUCAUAGUUUUCCUUGCACUGCCAAGAGUGCUGGGUUUGUAAAGCAGAAAUGUAGAUUAGUGAGUUAGUUCACAGUAAGAAAUAACUCAAUAAAUGAUGGUCAUCUUGUACCUCAUAAUGAGUAUAACAGAGAUCAUCUUGAAAGCACUACAUCGAUC